AUAUAUAAGUACAACUCUCAGUUCAUAAAUUCAUUUUCAUGUAAUACAGAAACACACAAGUACUAUUACGACUAGUCGAGCUUUAUUCAAGGAGCUAGAAGAAGUAUAUUUUUAAUUUAUUUAGGAGUGACUAAGUUAUGGCUGAUGAAUAUCAAGCAAGUGUUUGUGGAGGAAACUGGUGGAAUUCAAGUAGAAGUAUAUUUGGUUCAUCACUAUGUGCAUCUUCAGUUCCUUUAGGAAACUCUAAUUUUGCAUGGACAAACGAUCAUUUGUUGGAUAUGAAAUCUUCCUGUAGGUCUAACGAUGAAUCUGGUAAUUCCGAUGAAUCUGUCGUUCUUCAAGAAUUACCUAAACAUGAUUCCACCCUACAAAUCUUGGGUAGUGGCCUUAAUUCUUCAUCAACAAAUGAUAAUUGGAGUCAUACCUUGAUGCAUGGAAAUGAUAGGAGUGAAAGUAGUUAUCCUUCAAUACUACAGCAAGAAGAUAUAAAUUCAAGCAUGAAUUACCAACAAGAAAGUGGUGUUGAUUGUUCAAGCAACUCAUUUAAGCAAGAUUUCACUUUAGGAAUGAAUCAUCCAAUCACUAGCUCAACUAAUACUCAUCAUGAUCAAAUUUCUUCAACCUUUCCAAUGAAUUCAUCUUUCUCUAAUUAUCCUUCAGCUUUACUUCAAACUUUAUUUGAUAACGAUCCUCCUCAACAACAACAAUUACAACAAUCUUUGUUUGCUACUAAUAACAACCAACCAAUGAAUUUCCCAACAUCAUCCUUAAACUAUAGGCCUGAUUUGAAUGACUUUUCACCUUCUAUGCCUAAAUUCCCUAAUUCCUUGUUGAUACCAAAACAAACUACAACACCUUCGAAUCAUUUUCCAAAUUACUCUCUUAAUGCUACUGCCUCUCUCUACAAUACUUCAUCAGCCACAUCCUUAAACAAUAUGCGCGCUACUCUUAUGCCUUCUAUGCAUCCACAAAUUCUCCAGUCACCAACAUUUAACGACAAUUCCAGAGCUCCUAACGUUACUCCAAAGAGUAAAGUUGAAGAUUUAAGAGAGUCGAGGGUGAGUAAGAAAAGUGUGACUAAUGAAGCAACAUUGAAGAGGGCAAGAAUAGAGACACCAUCACCAUUGCCAACUUUUAAGGUCAGAAAAGAGAAAUUGGGGGACCGUAUUACUGCUCUCCAGCAAUUGGUUUCACCUUUCGGAAAGACUGAUACAGCUUCAGUUCUCCAUGAAGCUAUUGAGUACAUCAAGUUCCUCCAUGAUCAAGUCAAUGCUCUUAGUACUCCUUAUUUGAAAAAUGGAUCAACCACCACUCAACACCAACAGAUUGCUGAUAAGGUGAAGGAAGAAGAUUUAAGGAGCCGAGGAUUGUGUCUGGUACCGAUAUCGAGUACUUUUCCAGUAGCAACUGAAAGUAGUACAGAUUUUUGGACUCCAAAUUUUGGUGGUACGUUCAGGUAGAGAGGCAGUGAUUUUAAUUUUAGGUAAGAAAAGGGAAAGUGAGUAUUGACAGCCAAUGCUGGGCCAUAUCUACAGCCAGAAUGAUGUGUUGGUAGGCUAAGUACAUGAUGAUUAUAGAGAAGAUUAAGUGUAGAGCUGUAAUCACCUUAAUUAAUUACUAGUAAUAAUUUGCAAGGAUUAGGAACAGGAACAAGUGCUAAAUUUAGCUAAGACUACUUUAUUUUAACAUUUGUGUUUAUGUUUUAUGUAACUUGUUGUUUUGUUGCUCUUGGUUGGGCUGAAUUUAGCACAUCAUAUAUAAGGAACUUUUUGUUCCUGUUUCUAGAUAUUAUAUGUAUUUAAAAUGUUCGUAUGA
Messenger RNA from Solanum lycopersicum (tomato), 1815 nucleotides. Its product is annotated as transcription factor bHLH112. Gene Ontology annotation, molecular function: DNA-binding transcription factor activity, RNA polymerase II-specific; protein dimerization activity; RNA polymerase II cis-regulatory region sequence-specific DNA binding. Gene Ontology annotation, biological process: regulation of transcription by RNA polymerase II. Gene Ontology annotation, cellular component: nucleus. The record is from RefSeq and is a predicted model, not a curated record. Lineage: Eukaryota; Viridiplantae; Streptophyta; Magnoliopsida; Solanales; Solanaceae.